Cynara cardunculus var. scolymus (artichoke) is the source of this 1453-nucleotide messenger RNA. RefSeq names its product shewanella-like protein phosphatase 2. NCBI's taxonomy places the organism in Eukaryota, Viridiplantae, Streptophyta, Magnoliopsida, Asterales, Asteraceae. The record is from RefSeq and is a predicted model, not a curated record. The transcript has a single exon. Gene Ontology annotation, molecular function: hydrolase activity. The coding region runs from base 150 to 1292 and encodes 380 amino acids.
AUCAACCAUGGUUUAUGAUUUUAUUUUAAUUUUUUAUAAACUUUUUUCUUUUGUGUAUGUGUAUGUGUAUAAGAAAGACCGAUACCAUUGUUGAAUUGAAUAUGGGUGUUGUUGCUUGAGGAAACACAAACACAAACCCAAAACCAAAAAUGAUGGAUGCAGAUAUGAGCUGCAAAAACCUACCGAACCUUGUAUCUUCAUUCGUCGACACUUUCGUUGAUUUCUGCGUCACCGGUAUCUUCUUGCCCGAUGCCCCCUCUCCUCCACUUCUCCAAACUUCCUUCCCUUCCCCUCAUCGCCUAAUAGCCAUCGGUGACCUCCAUGGCGACCUUCUCAAAUCCAAGCAAGCUCUCCGUCUUGCCGGCCUCAUCGACUCCAACGACCGUUGGUCCGGUGGCUCCUCCACCCUUGUCCAGGUUGGCGACGUCCUCGACCGCGGCGGCCAGGAACUCAAAAUCCUAUACUUGCUCGAGAAACUGAAACGAGAGGCUGUUAAGUCCGGCGGCAAUGUGAUCACCAUGAACGGCAAUCACGAAAUCAUGAACGUCGAUGCAGAUUUCAGGUACGUCACCCCAUCUGGGCUCGAUGAAUUUACUAACUGGGCUGAUUGGUUUUGUAUUGGUAAUAACAUCAAGAAUUUGUGUCAUGGAUUGGAAAAACCUAAAGAUUUGUAUGAUGGAAUUCAUUCAACAAGUUUUGCGCGUGUUAAACAGGAAUAUGUCAAGGGUUUCAGAUCUCGGGUGGCUGCAUUGAGGCCUCAAGGUCCUAUAGCAACUAGGUUUUUGUCAAAGAAUUUGACUGUAGUUGUGGUUGGUGAAUCUGUGUUUGUUCAUGGUGGGGUUUUGCCUAAACAUGUUGUUUAUGGGUUGGAACGUAUCAAUGAAGAGGUUAGGGAUUGGAUGACUGGAUUGAAACCAAGGGUGGGUUCCAGUUUGGUUAGAGGGAGGAAUUCUCUGGUAUGGUUGAGGAUAUUUUCCAACGAGGUGGCUAAAGAUUGCGACUGCACCAUGCUUGAACACGUGCUUUCCACAAUUCCAGGUGCAAGGAGGAUGAUCAUGGGUCAUACCAUUCAAGAAGAUGGUAUAAAUGGAGCCUGUGAUAACAGAGCUAUAAGGAUUGAUGUGGGUAUGUCGAAAGGGUGCAUAAAUGGCUUGGCGGAGGUUCUAGAGAUUACUGAGAAUUCAGGGGUACGAAUCCUAACAUCAAACCCUAUCAUGAUGUAUGAUAAGCAUGAUUCUUUAAGUAUUGAUUCCUCUAUUCCUAUUCCUAAACAAGUGGAAGUCGAGGCUUAAGUAUGGAACCUGCAUUACAUUUGUUUUUGGGGAAUCUGCAUUACAUUUGUUUUUAGAUGUAAUAGUAAUAGCAUUAGCAAUCAUUUGUGGUUUAUCCCAAUUAAUUUCCCACCAAGUUUUUCAUUUCGAGUUGCUGCUAUCAAUCAUAUAUUUCGCUUCAA